AUGCUUUCGCGAUUUUUCCUUGUGCUCAGUAGCAGCUUCUGGCUGAGCUGCGUUCUUUUUGGCGAAGGUAUUGAUGCAUCAAUAGGUAGGGACUCACUCGAAGACAUUGCUUCUUGUGCUAAGCGCCCAAGGCUGUCUGGCCAGUUUGGUGCUCAACCAUUGUCUCCAAAGUAUCUACCCCCUAACUCGGAGAAAAUUUCGAUCGCUAACCCUCAAAAACUUCAUCCGCCUUCGGGUUCUGACUUCGGACACUAUUCGACGCGCCCGAAGAGCUACGAUACACCCGCCGAAAGACAUGAGCUCUUUGAGAAAUUGAGCAAGCAAUUCACGGAAGCUGCAUACCCAUUCAAUGAAAUCCGAGUAGACCAGCUGAUUAUUAAUUGGGAGAAAGCGCUCGAAAAGAUCGUAUUGCUUCACAACGACUUCGAGGAGCUUUCGCGCUUCCACAAAAAACUGAAGGUGCUCUACCACAAUGAGCAUAUGUUUCUAACCCAAAAAACCAAAGCGAUCCAGAAAAAACAAGAUAUUGACAAAGUCGCCGAAUCAAUGAAGCACCUAGAAGCGAUGCAGGAGAAUAUAAGCAUUCUGAACCAAUUGAAGCUCCUCGAACUAGGAUUAUAUGACGAUCAUUUUGCAUAUAAGAAACUGAUGGACGAACUAGUUCCAAGAUUUUCUGAAAGGACAUACCAAAACUUCGCCGUCUUCCGAGCUCAUGCCCAGAAAACGUUAGAAGAUGUUGGCGCUUCAGUGCUAGAUGAGGCGAAGAUAUUGAUAGUGGGAGGGGAUCACGAAGCCGCUAACUCGAUGCUUGCCUCAGCGCCGAAUGACUUGAUACGUGUUACAGAGAUGUAUGCAGGGUUCAAGGUCGUUGAUUUCUUGUUCAACAAUCAACUCAUCGAUCGCGAAAGGCUGUCCUACUUUUUUCGGGAUAAUUAUGUCGCAGAGCACUUGGUCCUCUAUAUCCAUGCGCGCAUCCAGCAAGAGAAGAAUUAUGGUAUCUUCCAUCGGCAGAAAAGCUUCACUAUUGUUAUUGGCGCAGAGACAAAAAAGAUCAUCAACCGGAUUUUCCGGAAGAAAAGGGCAACUUUCUGGGCCACUAAGUAA
Molecule: messenger RNA, 1104 nt
Organism: Puccinia triticina
Lineage: Eukaryota; Fungi; Basidiomycota; Pucciniomycetes; Pucciniales; Pucciniaceae
Exons: 5
Coding region: 1-1104 (367 amino acids)
Source: RefSeq, a predicted model, not a curated record